Molecule: messenger RNA, 750 nt
Organism: Ogataea haglerorum
Lineage: Eukaryota; Fungi; Ascomycota; Pichiomycetes; Pichiales; Pichiaceae
Exons: 1
Coding region: 1-750 (249 amino acids)
Biological process (GO): mitochondrial translation
Cellular component (GO): ribosome; mitochondrial large ribosomal subunit
Molecular function (GO): structural constituent of ribosome
Source: RefSeq, a predicted model, not a curated record
AUGUUUGCACGAUUAAAAGCGGCCAGAAGCAGCCUUUUCGAGCGCACGCUUGUGCAGUCGCAGCGGACCAUAAUCAUGGGCCGCCCCCGUCCUUUCGCUCAGAAGAGAAAGCCAACCGUUCCAAGGGAGGAGCGCGCAAAGAAAUCCAAAAGAAUUGUCCAAUUGGUAAAGGAAGCGAUCGAGAACGACGAGCCACAUUUCACCGUGGGUGCGAAGAAGCUGUAUUUCCCAUCGGCGAGAGUCACUCUAUUACGUCCCAACGCGAAACAGACUCCAUACCAGGCCAAGUUUCUGGUUCCUAAGUCUUUUAACAAGCUGGACCUGAGAGACUACUUGUACCAUCUGUACGGCCUGCGAGUUUUGAAUGUGACCGUCGCUUUGACGCCAGCAAAAUGGGACUAUCCGAUGGGUAUGCAAUUCAGUUCUAGACGCAGACUGCCGCAAAAGAAGAAAAUGACUGUGGAUCUGAUCGACCCAUUUGUGUGGCCCGAAGAAACAGAGUUCUUCAAGCAGCAGGCCGAUUUCAUUGAACAGAGGGACGCAUACCAAACGGAAAAGAGCACAGCUGUUGGGUCGGACAAGCUCAAGCCUUCCAAGGCUUUCGGAGGCAUCAUAGACAGACAUCCGCAGCCGAUGAACUUUGUCCCUAAAACCGUCGAGAGACAGAUGAGAAACCUCAAAGAGAAGGCCAGUCUCCAGGAGAAAGAGUUCAGAACAGAAGAAUUCAUUUCCCAACAUAUCCAGCUAUAA